Messenger RNA from Glossina fuscipes, 645 nucleotides. RefSeq lists its product as uncharacterized. Bases 62 to 460 code for a protein of 132 amino acids. The record is from RefSeq and is a predicted model, not a curated record. The transcript has 3 exons. Lineage: Eukaryota; Metazoa; Arthropoda; Insecta; Diptera; Glossinidae.
CAUAUUACCGUCUCAUCAAAGAAUAUUAAUUUUUCAUUUCUGGUAGCGAUUUUGCAAAGAAAUGGAUCUAUAUGAAAUGAAUCGACGAAUACUUUUGCCUUUCCAAUUUCGUUUACCCAAGGGAUCUCCCUAUAGGUGCGAACAUGAAGGUGAUCAUAUUAAAAUUUGUACGCAUGCCCACAGAGGAGGUAUUGACAUGGACCCAUCUUCUAAUAUAUCCAUCGGGUCCGAAUCACUUUUAGUAUCGAUUUGGGCUGGUCUGCCGGUGUUCAACCUGCCCCUUAAAUUUUUGAGAUAUUCUGACGAAAUUCGGUGCGCCGACAUGAUUUGGUCCAAGGUGCUUUUGGUGAAUGUUGAAAUGACUUUAACUAUUUCGAUUAAGUUCUAUGGAAUAAAUUUUCCGAAAGCUAUUGAUCAAAUAUGUACAACGAACGAGAGAGAAGAGUGGCAAAUGCAAUAACAACAAUAAUAGCAUGGAUUGUAUGGAGAUGUAUCCGAUAAAAAACUAUAUGAGCUUAAUUUUAAUGGCAUAAACUUCCGGAACGUGAUUAAAAUUCGGAAUACGUGUUAAAAUACGAGAAAGAGUAGUUGCGUUCAGAGUGAAUGAAGCAAUGGCCAUAAUAUGAAAGCACAUAGAUAUACCAA